AGGAGGCAGAUCCGGGCUGCAGAGGGCCCAGGGCUGUGGUGGUUGUGGUGGGUCCCAUGCCCCGUCAGCGUUUCCCAGACAUUUUGUGCUGGGGGUGGAAUUCUGUUACUCAGAAACGUUUUAUUGAUGGCAGACGAGGUAGAAACUUGUUGGACUUGUGGGAGCCAUGCUGGCCUUGGAGAGAACGGUCUGGGCUGGACAGUUUGGGCACAGGGCUUCCGUCCCCUGGAGGGGAGAGGAGAGGUGGGGCGGGCGGUGGCCGUGGGUCACUGGGCCUCUCCCUGCAGCGCGGAAGCAGGAGAUCAUCAAGAUCACGGAGCAGCUCAUCGAGGCUGUCAACAGCGGGGACUUCGAGGCCUACGCGAAAAUCUGCGACCCAGGCCUGACCUCGUUUGAGCCUGAAGCUUUGGGCAACCUGGUCGAAGGGAUGGACUUCCACAGCGUGGACGGGCAGUGCAGCGGCCAGGCCCAUCCCGGGGAGGAUGCCUGUGAGAAGCUCUGA
Myotis davidii is the source of this 502-nucleotide messenger RNA. Its product is annotated as calcium/calmodulin-dependent protein kinase type II subunit beta. The transcript is spliced from 3 exons. Lineage: Eukaryota; Metazoa; Chordata; Mammalia; Chiroptera; Vespertilionidae. Gene Ontology annotation, biological process: protein phosphorylation. Bases 167 to 502 code for a protein of 111 amino acids. The record is from RefSeq and is a predicted model, not a curated record. Gene Ontology annotation, molecular function: calcium/calmodulin-dependent protein kinase activity; calmodulin binding.